Molecule: messenger RNA, 777 nt
Organism: Rhodofomes roseus
Lineage: Eukaryota; Fungi; Basidiomycota; Agaricomycetes; Polyporales; Fomitopsidaceae
Exons: 4
Coding region: 1-777 (258 amino acids)
Molecular function (GO): catalytic activity
Source: RefSeq, a predicted model, not a curated record
AUGAACAAGACGCAGUUUUACCUUUCGCAGUGUGCCGAGGCUGCCUCGAAGAGCCAGAUGUGCUUCACUCUUGGUGCAGUGAUGGUCAAGGGCGGCAAGGUCAUCUCCACAGGGUACAAUCACCACCGGCCGCACUACGACGGGUCGGACGUGCGCACUCAGGGGCAUCGUAAGCCUGUGUCCAUGCAUGCGGAGAUGCACGCCAUUUUCAAUCUCACUGGCAUGUCUCCCUCGUUCAAGACGCAGAACAUCCAGCAAAAGGCAAACCGAAAAAAGGGUGCCCGGGCCUUGAGUGGUGGCUUUCAGGGCCCUGUGGACGUUCAGCCCCCGCUUCAUCGACGCUCGACCUCGAAGGGCAAGGCCAAGCAACGACGUUCGCCUUCGAGUCCCAGCCCGACUCGUUCCUCUGGACGUAACAGCGGUUCGGGCAGUGGGAGCGAGAGCGGAAGUGAGGCUCCGCGAUCGACGGGCUCAGGCAGCAAUGUGGGUGCAGGGAGCUGCUGCCGCGACCCAGACAAGGCAUGGGACACCCGGCGGCGCGACCCGCGCGUGAAUGGGGCGGACAUAUACGUCGCGCGGUUCACCAAGAACGGGAUGGGCAGCGCACGGCCGUGCUGGCGCUGUCUGGAGUGGUGCAGGUGGGCUGGGGUAAAGCGGAUAUUCCAUUGGAACGGGGAUGAGGGCAGGUUUGACGUCGUGAAAGUGAACAGCGCGCAGGGGGACAUUUUGUACGAGACGCACGCGGAUUUCCGUCUCUUUGCAGGAUUGGGCUGGUAA